ACCAGGCGCACAUAGCGCGCGUGUGUGUAUGUUGCUAACCUAGCUAGUUAGUUAGCCAUUAAUAAAGUUCCUAACGUUACAACAUGGCAGACGGCUGGAGCACCGACACCGGAGAGGUUGCCUAACGUUCCCGGGAUGCUGUCAAAAACCUUACAAUUAAGAUCCGUAUUCAGAGAGUCACCUUCACAGCAGCCCUCUCAACACCUUCAGCAGCAGGUUUUGACUCAACAGGAGAGGGGAGGCAUUGAGCUGGACACCCUCAACUCACAGGCUCAAUCAGGAUUCCCAGAGUAUGGUGACACAGAUAAAGUCCAACCCUACCUUCCUGGCACAUAGGAUGGCUAAUGUCAGACACAGACGACAUGACAGACACCCAGUUGACAGCACCGUCCCCAAGUCCAGGCUGAUUACCUGGGAGCCCUCGAAGGACUUUAUGAAGACCAGCCACGUGGUCAACACACCUGUACAGACCAUGCACAUCAUGGGUGACCUGGGACCACCAGGCAAACUUGGCCAAAACGAGAAGGAAUGCUUGUUGUGCACCAUAAGAGCAGAUGGAAAUGGAGUGAUUACCAUCAAACCAGACUUCAACAAAGUUGUUUCAUCAGCAAAGGGCUAUCAGGAGAGCUACCCAAUCCCAGAGGGCCAUCGUGGCUUCAUCAGUGAUGCCAGACUUCUGCAGAUGCAGAGAGCUGAGAGAGAGGCCAUGGAAGUAAAGCAAAGAAAGAUAAGUGCUAUCCAUGAGAAUUAUGUCCGGACUGCUCUCAUCGGGGUUGGCAGCACCUUCGCGCACCACUUCGUCCCCUCUAUUCAGUGCAUUCCGCGGCCGAAAGCUCCACCAAGGCCUUUGCCACGAAGGCUUGAACACAUAGCUCUGGCCCCACUGAAGAACGUGGUGGGGGUGGACGGAGCCCAAGUUCGAUCCGGAUCUCACUCUCUGGAGUCCAUCCAGGUAAAUAAGUCAUUCAGCAGCAGUAGCGUGUGGCCUGUUCCCGUCCCUCCCACUGGAGCUCCCUCCAAGAGGGGCAAGAAGAAGAAGGGCAGGCGGGGAGUCAAAGCCCUGAAAGUCCAGUCGGACCAGGGCUGUGCUGACAACAGACCCAUUGACCUGAUUGAGGAGGAGAGGGACAUCGAGACUCACCUGAAGGAGGAGGCCUGGAAGGUGGUACAUGAGGUGAAGGCCAUGGGCAGGAGAAGUUUGGGCUUGGCCAUGUCCAUGGGGGAAAUAGCCACCAGCUCUCUGGGAAGCCUGAGCUCAGGGGAUAUGAACACCCCUGUGGAGCUCUGUGACUACCUGGAUGUCGGGACCCCGGUCAAGUCGCGUGACAGCCCACCCAGGCCUGCUCCCCCUCCUACCAAGCCCAGGAGCAAACUGCCUCGGCCCAUAAGGUUCCUUAGCCUGCCAAAGGCUGUCACCGGCUCAGGGAGAAGAAGAUCGAGGGCUUGACCUCUCUCCGUGUGAUGGCUCAGAACCACGUGGACAUACUGAUGCCUAAACUCCAUGAUAUCUGCCUUGCCAUUAUAAA
Molecule: messenger RNA, 1526 nt
Organism: Salvelinus fontinalis (brook trout)
Lineage: Eukaryota; Metazoa; Chordata; Actinopteri; Salmoniformes; Salmonidae
Product: TOG array regulator of axonemal microtubules protein 1-like
Exons: 8
Coding region: 293-1447 (384 amino acids)
Biological process (GO): microtubule cytoskeleton organization
Cellular component (GO): cytoplasmic microtubule; cilium
Molecular function (GO): microtubule binding
Source: RefSeq, a predicted model, not a curated record